AUGACUAAUGUUUUUAUUUCUUAGAUACUAUGUUGGAGAAUCAACUGAUGUCCUCUUUGAAAAAUGGUUUCACUGUGAAAAUCUUGGCACUCAACUUGCGCCAAUAAUUCGAGAGUUUUUCAAUUCAAGACAAUAUCAAACUGGAAAACCGAAUCCAGAUGAACUGCUGAAAGAAACACCUUUCCCACUAAAUCUCACUUCUGUCAUGGAGCCCUUUUCCUUUCAAAGCUGGUUAAAUGGUCAUCGUGGAGAAAUAACGGAGAAGCAAUCCUUACGUGUGUUUGAAGACACCUUUGAAACAGAGGUUAUAGCUUAUGGACCAGGAAUAACCGAAAACAGCAAAAAGAAUUCGGAUAUCUGGAUAUGGCAGCUGGAGGGCACAUCGGCUGUUACCAAGGAUGGCAAAACCCUGGCUCUGGCUGCUGGGGACAGCCUGCUCGUCCGUGCCCAGGCUACGUACUCCUGGAAGAGAGCAGAAGGAUGUGUGGCUCUUUCCAUUGCUCAGGACCCGAGACGCAAGCAACCUUAUACCUAG
Messenger RNA from Tinamus guttatus (white-throated tinamou), 535 nucleotides. Lineage: Eukaryota; Metazoa; Chordata; Aves; Tinamiformes; Tinamidae. The record is from RefSeq and is a predicted model, not a curated record.